Molecule: messenger RNA, 1883 nt
Organism: Lecanosticta acicola
Lineage: Eukaryota; Fungi; Ascomycota; Dothideomycetes; Mycosphaerellales; Mycosphaerellaceae
Source: the annotation of a GenBank genome assembly
AUGCCCUUCGUGUUGGACUAUGACCGGUACGUGUACGCAUGUGAAAGCGAGCUUCAUUCACUUCGGUUAAUUCGGCGCACAGCCAUGGAAACGUCAUCGGCGGACACAUGGUCGAUGAACUUCCACCAACUCCGACGCGUCUGCGACUUCAACUGCAACAGCGCGACACCGACGUCAAGAUGUGGCCGAGCUCGAGGCCACCCACUGGGCCCGCAGGCUGGCAAUCAUCCAGUCGCAGUACCAGUAUCCAGCAGAGCCAGCAGAACUGCAACGCGCAUUUCGCAGGACCGCCAGACUCAAUACUUGCACCACCUACGGCCCCGGCAGCUUUGAGACGCCAGAGUCACGUCCAUCAUACGGCAGGCUACCCUCGGCUGCAGCAACCAGGUCCAUCACUCGGCCCUCCCAGCUACUUCUACCAGCAGCCUCGAACUCCGAGUUGGCCAGGUCCGCAAGGACAACCUCGUAUGGGCAUCUCGCAGCCUGUACCACCCCAUCAAGGACAUUAUUCGGUGCUCAAUUUUGGCACGAGCCUCUCGCAAAGUAUUUCGCCCCGUCCUCGACCCAUGCAGACGCCCAGUGUAGUAUACGGAACUCCGCAGUACAAUGCUCCAGCAUUUCAGGAGACUGUCAUGCAGACCCCAGUGUCCUUCCAGCAAGAACCACAAGCACCCAAUCUGCUGCUUCAGCCCCUGGAUCAGCACCCUGGCGGCAGCCCGCAGUGCCUCGGUCCUCAGCACACUCUCACGCCGAAUACAUCUAAGCCCACCACACACGUACUUGAUUCCGAAUCGCCCAGACGAUUCGUCGACGAGUUUGCCGCCACUUUUUGCGAAGACCCCACAGCGCUUGCUUCGUUCGAGGCUCUCUGCAAGAACUACAACAAGAGGAGGAUCACCGAGACCGAGUUCUAUGUUGGGAUCUACCGAGUGCUACUUCGCGGCGACCGUCUUCGGCUCCUGCCCUCUUUCGUCGAAUUUUUGCCACCGGCUUGGAAGGACGUGGAUUUGAGCUGGCUGGACAAAGCUAUUGAGAUCGAGCACCGGGAGAAGACUCAGGCGAGCAGCAAGAAGGAGGAUAAAUCUGCGAACACACCAUCUGCUGCGCAGCCUCGCAAGAAGAAGCGGCCGAUAAACGGAUUUACUACUUCAUCGCAAGGCGGCGCUCCACUUCGCAAGCGUUCAGCGGCCGAGACGUUUUCUCCUGUUGUGGUACCACCAUCGCCGACUUCUCCGCCAGCGUUGUCUGAAAAAGCCAUUCCUUCGUGCGAGCAAAAGAAGAAUGGCAAGGUCACUCGGUCUGGUUUGGUCAAGCUGCCAAUCAAUAUGUCUUUGGACGAAGAGGAGAAUCCGGUGAUUACUACCAAGAGGAACAGGAUGGAGAAAACCACAGAGUCGGGAAAGCGCGCGGCGAGUACAGAGCGCGAGACCCCCAACAAGAAGGUGUAAUGCAUUCUUAGCUCUUCAAUUGGGACAUUCAGCUAACUAUUCUUCUAGCCCAGAUUGAAGCUAGGCGACACCCUCGGAUCUGAAGUCACACACUUUGGACCCGUCUAUCCCACUCGCCGCGCUGUGCUUGCUCGCGAGUCUCGCCCGUACAUCCACUUCGCAUGCGGCAAUGGCUUCAACCAUCCGGACGACGUAAAGGCUCAUCACAAGAAGAGCGGCUGCGUCGGGGACUCAAAGGAUAAUGAAGAGGGAUGGGAUACUCAUCCGAGUUGUCAGGUCGGCUACACUCAGCUGAACUACACAAGGUGCAAGGAUGGAUACGUCGUGCUUGAUCAGAAGAGCCAUGACAAGAUUGAGCAGGCGAUUACUUCCGGACUGGAGGACGCCGCAAAGAACUAUCAGGAAGACAACAUGACGGAAAACGAUGACCAAUAG